This is a messenger RNA of Cuscuta epithymum, 549 nucleotides long. NCBI's taxonomy places the organism in Eukaryota, Viridiplantae, Streptophyta, Magnoliopsida, Solanales, Convolvulaceae. The record is from the annotation of a GenBank genome assembly.
GUUCUUUUCCCUUAAUCCCUCUUCACUCUCGUUCUCUUCUCUGCGCUCUAGGUUCUCUUCUUUCACUUUUUUUCCUUCCGUUUUCAAGUUCUCUAACUUCAACAUCAUGUGAAUCACUCUCCUCAUUUAGUUUGCAUACACGAUUCGUCUCUAUGGUUGACCCUUUUUCUCAAACCAUGAGUUUAAGCAAAAAUAAAGUUGUGGGGUGUGAAAGAAGAAACUUUGAAGGUCAGAGUGUUAUGAAAACUGUUAGGAAAAUGCAGAAUUUGGUUCAAGAGGAGAAUGUGAUUCUGACUUCUACUCAAACAACUCAUUCAGGAUUGAAGUGACUGCACAGAAGGGGGAGCUAGAGGAAUGACUUAUUUCAUGCAUUGUCACUUUAUUUAUGUUUGAAGUAUUUUGAAUUGGUUUAAAUGUGGCAUAUAUAAGUUUCUUUAUGUAACAAAUAUCAUCACUAUAGCUAAAUUAAACUCCCUUCCACAUGUUGUGCACUAGUAAGAUGUGUUUAUUACAAGUUUGUAUUUUCAAAUAAAAGUUUAAAUACCCAAG